CCCAACACUACUGCGUUUGUGGAUUCCGUGCCAUGGUCACUUUGCUGCAUUUCUGGAAGAAUGCUGGGCGGCCUUUUGUGCGACGAUGCGUCACAGCGCACAGAGGUGGCGGCUUCCUUCACGCACUCUCGUGCUUCAAGGAACGCUGGUCCACCAAGUGUCACUACUUUGUACAUAUUGGCAACUGCAUUGUAUUGCUGGCCAUCAACCAGAAAGACAUGCUGCAGCUGCGGAGCUUGUCAGUGACAGCCUCGCUCUUUGGCAUCGCAUACAACUUACUUCAACCAUCGCCUCUCUGGGCACCUGCAGCCUGGGGAGGCUUCUUCAUCUCUUGCCACCUGUAUUAUAUUGCACAGCUCCUGCGUGACCGAGUGGGGAUUACACUCGAUGCUGACCACGAGGCCGCAUACGAAAUGGCCUUCAUGGGCCAUGGCUUUACACCUCGGCAAUUCCUGAAGCUGUUUGAGGCGGCACAUGGCCGAAUUGAGGAGGCUCGCUGUGGCACGUUCAUUUGCCGCAAAGGAGAACCCAAGAAGUGGGUUCACUACCUCUUGGAUGGGAAGGUCAUGCUGAUUGACGGUUCUGAGGACAAGGUGGUGAAUAUCGUGCCGGGCAAGGGCAGCUGGCUCGGAGAGUUCUUCGACCCUGCUGAGCCCGAAGACCACUGGGCGACCCCGCACUUCCACCAAGUGUCGUUCAAAUGCAUCGCCCCACGUUGUCGGCUCCUGACGCUGGAGAUCGACUCGCUGCAUCGAGCGAUCCGGGAGGCAGGCCUCGCUGAGGCGGCCACCCGUGCGGAGAUCUCGGAUUUGUGGGGAAAGCUCCGGGGAAGUCACCACGAGCACCGACGGAACACCUACAGCGCUAUGUUGGAGUUGGCUGUGGCGGACGGCAAGGUAGAUGCCAAGGAGGUUGAGCUUCUCAACAAGUGGAAAGCCCGCCACCGUGUUCCAGAGGAGGAUCACGAGGUGAAGUUGGCCGAGCUCGGUUGGACGGCAGAGGAAUUCGCCAGCGGCCAGCGUGACCCCACCCGCCGUGGACCACGACCGCUGCCCAAAUACCGGCCUUGCUGCUCGCCCACGGCGUAAAACACAAAACCGUGGUCAUUGAAUGUUUGAAUCGUAGCUGUGAUUCCACGUAGAUCAAACCAGUCACAUUAGUGCAACGUUCCGAGCUUUGGAAUACUUUAUGCUUUGACAAAGUCACA
Durusdinium trenchii is the source of this 1207-nucleotide messenger RNA. The record is from the annotation of a GenBank genome assembly. Lineage: Eukaryota; Dinophyceae; Suessiales; Symbiodiniaceae.